Molecule: messenger RNA, 1531 nt
Organism: Penaeus monodon (black tiger shrimp)
Lineage: Eukaryota; Metazoa; Arthropoda; Malacostraca; Decapoda; Penaeidae
Exons: 6
Coding region: 107-1219 (370 amino acids)
Biological process (GO): reciprocal meiotic recombination; synaptonemal complex assembly
Cellular component (GO): chromosome
Source: RefSeq, a predicted model, not a curated record
UAGAAAGGGAUCCGAUCCUCUUUCAAAUUUAUUUUGAUAUAUUUUUAUUACUUUUUGUUCUUUGGGGUUAAUCAAGCGGGUUUUAUCUUAUUCAUAGAUUAAUCAUAUGCAUUUAUCCAGCGUAUUUUUCAUAAUCUGGCGUAAAGAUCUAUCCCAACUCAUCCUCGCCACAACACAUAAGAAUUUACGUAAAUAUAUACAAAAGAGCAUCACUUCCUUCCCCGGAAUCCUAUUUGAAGGUUUUAUAUGGUAUUGGAUUCCUCUCUCGAGCGAAAUCCAAUCCUCUUGUCUUCCCUUUAGAUUUCUCGUCUGCAAAGGAGGUGAAGUUGGCGCAAAGUUUCGAAAGAUUUGGAUUAUUUCUUCGAUAUUAGCGAUUUUGGGUUUAUUUUUUGGAUAUAAGGUGGUAUCGAGGCGUUUCUCCGCCAAAAAAAAAGGGAGAAGAGAGAUGGCCUCAGCCGCAGGGAUAGGCCUAUUUGAGGGCGAGGUGGAGCAUAGGCCUAUAAAACCGACCCCCCUGAUUCUGCACUGUGACCUCCAGCGACCUGACUUCACGGACUAUCUGGGCAGCGGUUUCAAGAUCAGAGUGAGCAAAUGCACGCCUAGAGACAGCGUUAUCCUGCCAACCUGCGGUGUGGCUGUCCUCCUUAUCUACUUGUCCAGGAUUUCCACCACAUCCGCAUCCGCAUCCGCAACCACAUCCGCAUCCGCAUCCACUUCUCCAGGCGUGGAAGGAGCGGUCAUGAAAGAAACGCUGGGUGAAGUUAUCGAAAGAAUCAAAGCGUUCACCAGCCAGCACAAAGUGGGCAUCCUGGUGCUCGUUGGGUCGGUGUUCGGAGAGGAGGAAGUGGGCGGAGUCAUCGCGACGAUCCAGAGGGAGCUUUUGCCACGCCCACCGCCCUUGCUGCCCGCCCACGGAGAUGCACAAGCAGCCGCCCACAUACAGACGCUGGCUAAGGCCACGCAACCGGAGACGAGACGUGUGGUGCAGGAGCGCAUGGAAGGAAUCCUGAAGGAGGCCACGUCGCAGGAUUUUGGGGUCAUUUUAGCUCGGGCCAUGGGGCUCAGCCAGCAUCAAGCCUCAGUGCUGCUGGACACCUUCGGUUCGCUGGGCGCCGUUGCUGAAGCCUCCGCCGCCGAGAUUCAUCGGAGGACACCCCUGGACGCCGCCACCGCCGCCUCCGUAGCCGCCUUCUUCGCUAGGGACACGGUCACGCUCUAGCACGAGGGUUAGGAGGGUAGGGGGUGGAAGCUUUGUAGGGUAGGGACACUGUAGGGGAGUUUUUUCUUUCUCUCUCUUCUUCUACCUUUUCCCCUAGCUCUUUCUUUCUUUUUCCUCUCCCUUUUUUUCUUAAGGGAAAGAAAUUAAGGGAAGAAAUUUGUAAGGGAAGAAAUUAGUCACUUUAUAAUGUUGAAGAAAAUGUGUCACUAAGGUUGCUCUGUAAGGAAAGACACUGAGGUUUUCGUGCGAGAUAAAAUGUAUGUAUGAUUUUUUAAAAUGAAGUCUGUGGAUAGAUCUUUACAUUUUUUUAAA